GGUGAUGCAAAGCCAAGGGUAACAAUUCCCCAAUUUAUUUUACAUAAAAAAGAAUCCCAAACAGUCCGCUUCGCGUACAAUUCUCGAAAUUCGAAAACCAAAAGGAAACUAAAAAACAAAAUCCCCAAAAAGCUUUCGCCAAUUGACAAGCGGGAGGGCGUGAGAUUCAUCCAUCUUCUAAAGCAAAAAUAAUCUUUACAUUUAAUACAAAACAGGGGUUAGGGUUUUUUAUUUUAUUCUUUGAUUUUACCCUCACGCUAGCUAGAAUUGGAAGACCUCUAGAAGGCCAAUCUUUCCUAGUGUUUCGGUUCCUUUUAUUUUCUCGUGAUUUGCAAAGAUAAAGUGUUAGGGUUAGGGGUUUUAAUUUGCUUACAAAGAUGUACGCUGAUCGGGUGGAGGAGGGUGCUGGGAAAAGGUCGGUGAAGGAGAGACUCAAUGGCAAUUCCGCCGGUAAUUUCAUUCCUCGGCGUCAAAUCGCUGGCAAGAGACAGAGGCAAGAUGACAAGUGGGAACAUGAUCUUUACCAAGAAGAUGGACCUAAUGUUUCAAGACCUAAUGUUUCAAAUCGUAAAGUCGAUGCUAGAGAUCUUCGGUUGAAGUUGCAAAGGAAAAGCCUGCAAAAUGUGUCUCAAAGUGGAAGGGGAACUCUCUCAGGUGUCUGUGAUCUUCGUGAAAAGUUAUCUGGAACAAUGAAUGCACAGCCAAUAAAUUCUGAUCCACCAAAACAAAAAGUGAAGGUUGCCCAACCUGCCAGGAAAAGUGUAGCAGUUGAAACAACUGAACCAGAGCCCAGGAGAGCUUCAAAUACUCCAGCAAGAAAGAAGGCUAAGCAAAGCGCUGAUACAUCCGUGGAGGGCUUCCUCCAGUCCUUGGGUCUUGAAAAAUAUGCAAUCACUUUUCAAGCUGAGGAAGUUGAUAUGACUGCACUUGUACACAUGACAGAUGGGGAUCUAAAAGCUUUAGGCAUACCAAUGGGACCAAGAAAAAAGAUAAUUCUGGAAUUGGAGUCAAGAGGCUGAUAAUCGGAGUUUUAGCAAGAGGUGGUUGCCUGUCGAAUCUCGAGAUGUGUUAAUGUCCAUUCCUACAAGAUUGUAAGGUUGUGUGUUGGGUGAUAAGAACCUGCAUUUGUACCAAUUCUUGUUGGUGUUUCCUUUUUUUUUUUCUCUGGUUAAGUUUUAUCAACAAAAGUAUGGCUUCACGAGACUUUGUUAUUGAAAUGGAAGGAUGGAAUAUCGUUAGAUUGAAAGUAGGGUAGGAAGUUUCUUUGUUGGCAAUUAGUGGCAUUCAGUUAGAAACUUUAAACUGACGUCUGGGCUGCAUCGUCUUAAAUUUAUAUUUUUGUAAAGUUUCUAAACUCUAAAUCCAAGUGUUUGAGAGCUUAACUAA
Gossypium raimondii (Peruvian cotton) is the source of this 1386-nucleotide messenger RNA. RefSeq lists its product as uncharacterized. The coding region runs from base 378 to 1019 and encodes 213 amino acids. The transcript is spliced from 6 exons. Gene Ontology annotation, molecular function: protein binding. Lineage: Eukaryota; Viridiplantae; Streptophyta; Magnoliopsida; Malvales; Malvaceae. The record is from RefSeq and is a predicted model, not a curated record.